UUGUGUGCGUGAGUGCAAUGCGUGGGCGGCAUGCAGCGAACAGCUGCUAGACGUAUACGUGGUUAAUUCGGAAUAUUUUUCAAAAAAUUGCAUCAGCAAGUUGUAUACAAACGGGCCAACCAUCCCCAAUCUCCUUCUCCGCGGUGCCGUCCAGUGAAGUUCUUAACCUUGUCCCCAUAGAAGCUUUCAAGUGCACGUUUCAGUCGAACAAAACAAGAACCCACAAUGCAGCGACUGAUAAGUCGAUCAAUUAAAUCUCGCUCAGCCAGAACUAUCAUCGGCGGUCACGGCUCGUUAGAUGCAGCAGCACCAGCAGUCGUAACGACGGCACCUUCAGUGGCUUUUUGCGCGACCCGAACCCAACAGUCAAAGACGACGGAAAGAAAAACAAAUUCUCCAUUCACUGCUUCCUUGAUUGGGACUCGAGGUUCAGGUCAAAAUGACCAAGAUUUUACGAGAAAGUUUCGCAAUGGAACACUUUUGCUAUCCGGAUUGCUUGGAGGAAUUUUGCUGGCAAAUUCAGACGAAAACGAAAAACAGAAGGAACCCAGAAAAUGGUCAAUUAUUCCGAGAGUAUCUGCGUUUACACACGGGAAAGAUCUUAAAGGUCGCAGGGCGAUGUACAAUUUUAUAGCGGAUGUUGUCGAUGUGUCUGCACCGGCCGUGGUGUACAUCGAGAUCAAGGACACCAGACAUGUCGACUUUUUCACCGGUCAACCGGUAACGGUUUCCAACGGAUCCGGUUUUGUCGUCGAAUCGGAUGGUCUGAUCCUAACGAAUGCCCACGUGGUUAUCAGUAAACCGAACGCCAUGGUUACAGUUAAACUACUGGACGGGCGAACUUUCCCCGGGGUAGUGGAAGAUGUGGACCCGAAUUCGGACCUGGCAACGGUUCGCAUAAAUUGUAAGGACUUAAUAGCGAUGAAACUGGGCAAAUCAGCAGAUCUCCGAGCUGGGGAGUGGGUUGUUGCCCUGGGAAGUCCCCUAUCGUUGAACAACACUGUCACGGCUGGAGUGGUCAGUUCUACUCAUAGAGCCUCUCAAGAACUGGGCCUCCGUGGCAAGGAUAUCAACUAUAUUCAAACGGACGCAGCCAUUACCUUCGGUAACUCCGGUGGCCCCCUGGUAAAUUUGGACGGGGAGGCUAUCGGUAUCAACAGUAUGAAGGUGACGUCGGGAAUCAGCUUUGCUAUCCCAAUCGAUCACGCCAGGGAGUUUUUGCUGAAGGGGGCCGAAAGGAGAAAGGCCAAGGGGUACAGUACCGAGAAAAUCCCCACCCGAAGGUACAUGGGCAUAACGAUGCUGACGCUGACGCCGGAGAUUUUGAGGGAGCUGCGGCAGAGAAGUCACAAUGUGCCGGAGAGCGUCAAGACUGGGAUUAUGGUGUGGAAGGUUAUCCACGGAUCGCCGGCUCACAAAAUACCCUACAAACCCAUCCGUGUUACCUUUUUCCGCCAAAUGUGCGAAAAUAUGAGGUUGCAGUAGAUCUAUCGGUGUCUGCACUCAUAUCCCAGCCCCGCCAGGAAAGUGUACGGGAAUUAGUGUUGAACUUGCUAGACGAAAAAUAUCAAGGCACGUUACUGUUAGCAACCGAUGGCUCGAAGGAUUUAGCAAAUGUUGGCUAUGCUGUCGUUAACAAUUUCAAUGUUCCAUUCGCAACACACAAGCUAUGCCAUGCAGCUUCAAUUUACACUGCCGAGCUUCUAGCAAUUAGAAAGGCAGUUCAAAUUGCUAUGGAACAUCCAAUAGGACAAUUUGUUAUUAUUACGGACAGUAUGAGCUGCUUAACAAGCUUGCAAAGUUUGAAAGCAAAUUCGUCAUAUUCGAUGGCUUGGUAUGAAAUUAAAGACAUGGUGAAAACUACUCAAUUUAGAGGAUCCAAAAUCACUUUUCUUUGGGUUCCAUCACACCGUGGAAUACCUUUAAACGAGCUGGCCGACCAAGAAGCAAAGACUGCGUCCAGACAAGGUAUUGCUGAUAACUAUAUCAUGACCACACAUGAGGUAUCAUUUCCAAGCAAUCUGAGAUGUAAACAGCGAUGGCAGAGAAGCUGGAAUACCGGGUCGAAGGGUCGCUUCUGCCACAGUAUCAUCGGAAAUGUUUCAUUACAGCCAUGGUUUAGCCAGUGCGAUUAUAGCAGAAGGCAGGUUGUAAUACUAUCCAAGCUUAUAAGUAAUCAUUCACGUUUACCAGCACAUUUGUAUCGAAAUCGAAUAAUCCCGAAUAACAGUUGUGAAUGCGGCUCGGCGAAUGCUGAUCCAGAUCAUUUUAUUUUUACCUGUACGAAUUAUGGAGAAAGGAGAUGGACGAUAUGGAAAAUCCUGAUGGAGAAAGGUGUUGCACCGGAUGUACAAACAAUGCUAAAGACACUCAACGUCGACAUUCUCUAGGCAGUGGCAAAUUUUUUUAUAGAUUCUAGAAUAGAUUUAUAAUCUAUUAUAUAAAAUUCUCUUGUAACGGUGUUUGUAGUACUACUCCUCCGAAAUUACCCAAAAGAUACAAGUGAAAUUAUUUUUAGAAUAUUCUGUGGCCAUGCGAAUCGGUUUAUAUUGAAUAAAAAUAACAAAAAGUGGCAUCAAUUGUCCGUUAUAAUUAAAUUUGUAGUUUUUUGAAUCAAAUUAAAGUCAUGACAUCCAUUUUCGGAGAUUUUCUUUACUUCGGGCGCCGGGCGAUUUGUUAUUUGUCUCCAUGGUCGUCCAAGGCGUCGCAAGCAAACACCAAGAGAGGAUGGUAACGAUAGCAUAGCAUACUGAUUAGUUGAAAUAUUUGGGCGCGCAUUUCUAAACCAAGCAUAAUUUCAAUGCAUGUGGUAGCGAUAUGAAGCCUAGAUGUGUUUUUUUUCUUCUUGAUUCCUAGAUCAUUUGUACAGCACAUAGUAAUGAAUGACACCCAGAUUGAUAUUUUGCCGAUCAAAUCAAUACCAUUUAAACAAUUAAAAAAAAACUAUUUUAAUUUCAGCAGAAAUUGUUGCCUGAAAAUAUGAAUUUAGUACUGAUGCAUAUAAAAUUAUGGUAUGACUCUUUGCGGACAUUUGCAAAAAGAAAGUGGGAAGAUUUACAUACAAUUUUAUAAUACAAUACCCCUAGAAACAUUUUUCGAACAUGUACAAAUGUGCUUAACUGAAAAUGUUUCGGGUACCUUUAAAUUUACAGAGCAACAACAAAAUCCAUUGAGGAUGAACAGACACAAGAGCCUGUCCUUUAAAAAAGAUUAUAUAGGAUUGAUGUUUAUUUUAAAGCCUAAUGCAAAGAACUUUUUGAUUUUCUGCAAGCAUAAGUGAAAGUUAUCAAUAAAAAUGAAAGAAUUUUCAGUUAAAAGAUACACUAGAGCAAGUGCAAACGUUCAACAUUUACAAAAAAAUUAUAAAUUACUCAUGUAUACAUGUUCACAUUAUUUCUUCAUCUUUAAAUCUUUGAGCCCAAUUAAACGAUCUGACUAAAGAAACUCAACUUUUUUUUUUUAAUUCAUUCACAGAAAAACUGUUUACAGGUUCACUGUUUGUUUACACAGAAUUCAAGUACGUACUUAACAUGAAAGUGUGUUUAUGUUUAACAUAUUUUGGCUACAUAGAAGAGACUUUUGAUCCGCUUUUUUGUUGAAAAGUUUUUCUGUGAUUGAUAUUCUAGAAGCAUUAUUUUUUUGAUAGCAGAAGCAGAAUUUUUUUUGAUACGUUUUUAUUAUGACCUAAAAAUGUCGAAAAUGAUAUUACCUCCUGUCAUUUCACACGGUGAAACAAGUGGCAACGCGCCUUUUAGUCAUGAAACAUAUAACUUUUAAGAAUUAUUUCUCCAAAAUGAUCAGAAAGGGAAUACCGAAUGUUAAAUCUGAAGCGGAUAUUAAAAAUUAUUAAAUGAAGGUCUUAUGGUUAAACAGUGUGCAGUGAAAUUGAAGUACCAAGCAUUAUUUUAUUCUGGGGAAAAACUGCAGAUAUAUCAAUGAAAGUUGAUAAAAAAGACAAACAGGAAAAAGUAUUCAAUUUAUUUUAAAGUCUUUACACUAACGCAUCUGAAAAAGAGCAAUGUGUUUUCACUUGCAUCAGUAAAUGGGGCAAAUGUACCUUUACUUAGAUAUUUCUUUUUGAAAGAAUAUGAAAGUUGAACUGUGAUGAUAGCCGAAAGACACUUAUAUGUUUUAAAGGUUUCGAGGUAUAUGUACAUGAAAACUUCCAAAAAAAAACGAAUGAACUCAUGGAAUCAUUGUAGCCUUAACAGAUUAGCUCUUUUCGAUCUAUUUAAUUUUCAAAAACCUCAAUGUUUCAGUUAGAAUCUUUAAAAAAACAAUGGUUUAAAUUGGCAGAUAUGUCCAUUAGGAUAA
Messenger RNA from Uranotaenia lowii, 4314 nucleotides. It is a transcript of the gene HtrA2, whose product is annotated as serine protease HTRA2, mitochondrial. Gene Ontology annotation, molecular function: protein binding; serine-type endopeptidase activity. NCBI's taxonomy places the organism in Eukaryota, Metazoa, Arthropoda, Insecta, Diptera, Culicidae. The record is from RefSeq and is a predicted model, not a curated record. The transcript has 2 exons. Gene Ontology annotation, biological process: programmed cell death; proteolysis; positive regulation of apoptotic process. The coding region runs from base 226 to 1485 and encodes 419 amino acids.